AAAAAAAGCAGUAAACGAUAAGGAAAGCAACAUGAAAUGCAAACAUGCCCAAUCUAGCUCCCCCCCCUUCCUCUCCAAAAGAAGAAAUCCCACGCCGAUAACAAACAAUCUAUACAUCCACCAGCAAUAUAAAAAACCCCUUGAAAAAACAAAACAAAACAAACAGCAAAUCAGCCAGAUGAAAACCAGACUCGUCGUCGUCGUGUGCCUUGAUCACGCCCCCCCCCCCCCCCCCCACCCCACGAUAUGGAGAGACGGAAGAUGGGUGUGGUUCUUCGAUGCGUUGGCAGCCUCGUAGCGAGCCGAAUAAGCAAGGGGAUCCCCGGCGCCUCUCUUCCCUGUGGCUGGGGGAGAGCGAAGAGGAAAAAAAGCGCUAUAUUUACACCCUGAUAAGCUUGGAGAGGGAGAGGGCAUUUGGGGACAGGGGUCGGCGUUUUGUGUAGACCUGACAGCCUUUCCAGCGCGAGGCGGAGACGUAUCGACGUACACCCCCCCCCCCCCUUCCUCCUUUGGGGUUUAGGGAUAGGGAUUGUGGGUUUGUGGCGAGCUGUUGAGUUGGGUCGCUUGGUUGACUGGUUUUAUUGACUUUUUUUUUCGUAUUUUUUUCUUUUCCUUUCAGGGGGGGAUUUCUUGUAGUUGAAAUAUUUUUUGGUUUAUAUUGUUUCUC
Molecule: messenger RNA, 667 nt
Organism: Periconia digitata
Lineage: Eukaryota; Fungi; Ascomycota; Dothideomycetes; Pleosporales; Periconiaceae
Source: the annotation of a GenBank genome assembly